AUGAUUUCAGGCAUUGGCCAGGGAGUUAAAACUUCUCUUAUGAGUGUGAAAGAGCCAGAUAUGAGUGUUUGGGAAGUACGUGAGGCUUUCGUCCAGGACAGCAGCUUCACCUCCCUGGGAGACAACAACGCCAUCCACCUUCAGCAUAACUUUGAUCAAGACGGCUGUUACUGCUUCCAGCUGGAAGCAGAAGGUUACUCCAGGCUCUACACAACCCCUGAUCGCUUCACUAGUCAACGGAACUGUACCCCUCAUGUUGAAGGUGGUAAUACCUACCAUACACCUGAGGCACAUACCACAUCGUGGAUGGCGGUAGCGGGGGUGGUGGGAGUACUGAUCGUUGUGCUGACCUCACUACUGCUGCUGGUGCUCUUCUGCAGGACCACGCUCCACACGCUAAGGAGAUACGACACUGAAAACUUGGUUGAGUUAGUGAAAGUACAAGACACAGGUGUCCAGGCCAGGUGUGUUCCCGAGCUUCUUCUCUUAUAUGCUGACGAUGUCCUUCAACACCAGCAACUGCAGCAACUCAAGAAAAUGUUGCAGAAAUACUUUAAGGUGCAGGAUAUAUACGACAACGAGGACACAGAGCGUCUGUAUGACAUCAAUGGAUGGCUCUCGAAGAAGUUGUUAGGGAUAGGAAGAGAUGUUGGCGUGAAAGUCGUGUUGGUGAUGUCUUCAGCCCUUAUUUCUCUUACACAUUUGCUUCAGAGCUCCAACAGUGAGACACGUAGAAUGAGUAAGUUGGAAACACAGCAACAACACCUGCAGCUGACUUUCGCUCUUCGCAUCCUUAUCAACACCUGCCUCUUCCCUGACUACUCCAGAGUCUUCAUUGUCAGACUUGAUGGAUGUCGCCUGGAGGAGGAGGAGGAGGAGAUGAGGUUGGUGGUUGGCAGCCGCAGAUACAACCUUCCAAGGCACCUGGACACCCUUCUUCACGAUAUACAGUAACUGAUGUAUCAACACUACUGCCUUCCUUGAUGAGAGAAGCGAAUGUUCAACACCAGGGUAUCUUCAUUUCGGAAACGUAUCGGGUGCGCAGCAGGCGUGUCAAUAAUGCAAACAACGUAGUCAAACACCAAAAUAAUGCAAUUUUUCGUAGAACCAAAAAAUCUGGUGGUAGUAGGUUGGUAGACAAUAACCAGCCAGGGAGGUACUACCGUCCUGUGGUAGCAGGUUGGUAAAUAACCACCCAGUGAGGCACUACCAUCCUGUGGUAAUAGGUUGGUAGACAACAACCACCCAGGGAGGUGCUACCGUCCUGUGGUAAUAGGUUGGUAGACAACAACUACCCAGGGAGGUGCUACCGUCCUGUGGUAAUAGGUUGGUAGACAACAACCACCCAGGGAGGUGCAACCGUCCUGUGGCAGUAGGCUGGUAGACAAUAACCACCCAGGGAAGUACUACCGUCCUGUGGUAGUAGGUUGGUAGAUAACCACCCAGUGAGGCACUACCAUCCUGUGGUAGUAGGUUGGUAGACAGCAGCCACCCAGGGAGGUACUACAGUCCUGUGGUAGUAGGUUGGUAGACAGCAACCACCCAGGGAGGUACUACCGUCCUGUGGUAAUGGGUUGGUAGACAACAACCACCCGGGAGGUACUACCGUCCUGUGAUAGUAGGUUGGUAGACGACAACCACCCAGGGAGGUACUACCAUCCUGUGGUAGUAGGUUGGUAGACAGCAACCACCCGGGGAGGUACUACCGUCCUGUGGUGGUAGGUUGGUAGACAACCACCCGGGGAGGUACUACCGUCCUGUGGUAGUAGGUUGGUAGACAACAACCACCCAGAGAGGUACUACCGUCCUGUGGUAGUAGGUUGGUAGACAGCAACCACCCAGGGAUGUAAUACCGUCCUGUGACAGUCGGAUGGUAGACAACAACCACCCGGGAGGUACUACCGUCCUGUGAUAGUAGGUUGGUAGACGACAACCACCCAGGGAGGUGCUACCGUCCUGUGGUAAUAGGUUGGUAGACAGCAACCACCCGGGGAGGUACUGCCGUCCUGUGGUAGUAGGUUGGUAGACAACAACCACCCGGGGAGGCCUUACCGUCCUGUGGUAGUAGGUUGGUAGACAGCAACCACCCAGGGAGGUACUACCGUCCUGUGGUAGUAAGUUGGUAGACAACAACCACCCAGGGAGGUACUACCGUCCUGUGGUAGUAAGUUGAUAGACAACAACCACCCAGGGAGAUACUACUGUCCUGUGGUAGUAGGUUGGUAAACAACAACCACCCAGAGAGGUACUACAGUCCUGUGGUAGUAGGUUGGUAAACAACAACCACCCAGAGAGGUACUACCGUCCUCUGGUAGUAAGUUGGUAGACAACAACCGCCCAGGGAGGUACUACCGUCCUGUGGUAGUAAGUUGGUAGACAACAACCACCCAGGGAGAUACUACCGUCCUGUGGUAGUAAGUUGGUAGACAACAACCACCCAGGGAGGUAAUACCGUCCUGUGACAGUCGGUUGGUAGACAACAACCACCCGGGGGGUACUACCGUCCUGUGGUAGUAAGUUGGUAGACAACCACCCAGGGAGAUACUACCGUCCUGUGGUAGUAGGUUGGUAGACAGCAACCACCCGGGGAGGUACUGCCGUCCUUUGGUAGUAGGUUGGUAGACAACAACCACCCGGGGAGGUACUGCCGUCCUGUGGUAGUAUGUUGGUAGACAACAACCACCCAGGGAGGUACUACCGUCCUGUGGUAGUAAGUUGGUAGACAACAACCACCCAGGGAGGUACUACCGUUCUGUGGUAGUAAGUUGGUAGACAACAACCACCCAGGGAGGUACUACCGUCCUGUGGUAGUAAGUUGGUAGACAACAACCACCCAGGGAGGUACUACCGUCCUGUGGUAGUAGGUUGGUAGACAACAACCACCCAGGGAGGUACUACCGUCCUGUGGUAGUAGGUUGGUAGACAACAACCACCCAGGGAGGUACUACCGUCCUGUGGUAGUAGGUUGGUAGACAACAACCACCCAGGGAGGUACUGCCAUUCUGCCAAGUGACUGUGAAACAGAAACCUGUAAUUGUUUUACAUGAUGGUAGGAUUGCUGGUGUCCAUUUUCUGUCUCAUGAACACGCUGGAUAACAGGUACGUCUUGCUACUUCUACUUACACUUAUUUCACACUACACAGGCAUGCACCUGCAUAUAUAUACAUACACAUAUCUAGGUUUUUCUUAUUUUUUCUUAAUAUUUCUUGUUCUUCUUUAUUUCCCUUAUUCUUCAUGGGGAAGUGGAAAAGAAUCUUUCCUCCGUAAGCUAUGCGUGCCCGAGUAGAGUAGUAAGGGAGAAAAAGCUAGCAUAUGAGAGGUUUAUGUAAAGUAGAAGUGAUGCAAGGAGGGAAGAAUAUAUGGAGAGAAAAAGAGAGGUUAAGAGAGCGGUGAGAGCAAAUGAGAGAGUAGGGGGGAUGUGUUAAAAACAAAUUUUGCAGAAAAUAAGAAAAAGUUUUAGAGUGAGAUUAAUAAGUUGAGAAAGCCUAGAAAUGAAUGGAUUUGACAGUUCAAAAUGGGAGAGGAGAGUUAGAGGUAUCGGAAGGAUGGAGGGAAUAUUUUGAUAAAUUGUUAAAUGUUGAUGAAGUUAGGGAAACUGUGAUUUCGCGUAUAGGACAAGGAGGAAUAACAUCUGAUAGAAGUGAAGAAGAGCCAGUUGUGAGUGUGGGGAAAGUUCGUGAGGCAGCGGGUAGAAUGAAAGGGGGUAAAGCAGCUGGGGUUGAUGGGAUAAAGAUAGAAGUGUUAAAAGCAGGUGGGGAUAUAGUUUUGGAGUAUUUAGUGCUUUUAUUUAAUAAAUGUAUGGAAUAGGGUAAGGUACCUUGGAAUUGACAGAGAGCAUGCAUAGUUCGUUGGUAUAAAGGCAAAGGGGACAAACGAGAGUGUAAAAAUUAUAGGGGAAUAAGUCUGUUGAGUAUACUUGCUAAAGUGUUUGGUAGAGUUAUUAUUGAGAGAAUUAAGAGUAAGACGGAGAGUAGGACAGCAGAUAAACAAGGAAGCUUUAGGAAGGGUAGGGUGUAUGUAGACCAAGUGUUUACAGAGAAACAUACAGGUGAACAGUAUUUAAAUAAGGGUAAAGAGGUUUUUGUGGCAUUUAUGGAUUUGGAAAAGGCGUAUGACAGGGUGGAUAGGGGGACAAUGUGGCAGAUGUUGCAAAUGUAUGGAAUAGGAGGUAGGUUAUUGAAAGAAGUCAAGAGUUUUUAUCAGGAUAGUGAGGCUCAGGUUAGAGUAUGUAGGAGAGAAGGAGAUUAUUUUUCAGUAAAAGUAGGCCUUAGACAGGGAUAUGUGAUGUCACCGUGGUUGUUCAAUAACUUUGUAGAUGGGUAUGUAAAAGAAGAGAAUGCUCUUGUAUUGGCAAGACGUGUGGGGUUAAAAGAUAGAGAAUCUAACACAAAGUGGGAGUUGUCAUAUUUGCUCUUGGCUGAUGGCACUGUGCUUUUGGGAGAUUCUGAAGAGAAGUUGCAGAGGUUGGUGGAUGAAUUUGGUAGGGUAUGUAAAAGAAGAAAAUUAAAAGUUAAUAUAAGAAAGAGUAAAGUGAUGAGGAUAAGAAAAAAAAUAGGUAAUGAAAGACUGGAUAUCAGAUUGGAGGGAGAGAGUAUGGAGGAGGUGAAUAUAUUCAGAUAAUUAUUAGUGGACGUGUCAGCAGAUGGGGAUCUGAAAGAUGAGGUGAACCAUAAAAUUGACGAAGGGAAAAAGGUGAGUGGUGCACUGAGGAGUUUGUGGAGACAAAGAACUUUAAGCAAAGAGGGUAAUGUAUGAGAGUAUAGCUAGACCAACGCUCUUAUAAGGGUGUGAAGCAUGGGUGGUGAAUGUUACAACAAGGAGAAGGCUGGAGGCAGUAUAGAUGUUAUGUCUGAGAGCAAUGUGUGGUGUGAAUAUAAUGCAGAGAAUCCGUAGCUUGGAGAUUAUGAGGAGGUACUGGAUUACCAAAACUAUUAUCCAGAGGACUGAGGAGGUGUUGCUGAGGUGGUUCGGACAUGUAGAGAGUAUGAAACAAAAUAAAAUGACUUCGAGAGUGUAUAACUCUGUAAUGGAGGGAUGGCGGGGUAGGAGUAGGCCUAGUAAAGGUUGGAGGGGGGGGUAAAGAAGGUUUUGUGUGUGAGGGGCUUGGACUUCCAGUAAGCAUGAGCGUGAGUUAGGUAUCUUUAUUUCGAAACGUUUCGCCUACACAGUAGGCUUCUUCAGUCGAGUACAGAAAAGUUGAUAGAAGCAGAAGAUACUGUAAUCAGUCCAUCACCCUUAAAGUUUUGAGGUGGUUAGUCCCUCAGUCUGGAGAAGAGCAUUGUUCCAUAGUAUGAAACAAUAUGGAGAUGAAGUGAGGUGAGACGUAGGUCACUAGAAGAGGUAAGAACGCAGAUGUUGGGAGGUCAGGUCCCUCUCAAAUCCAGCCGUUCUCACUAGUAGAGGUUGUCGAAGUUGAUUGCAGGUCUGUACCAAGAUACCCUUGUGUUGCAGUGUCUGACAGAUUGAACAUUAAAAUGGUAUAAAAUACCGACAGGUUGUUAGGUAAGACACAUAUGCAACAGUUAGGUAUCUUUAUUUCGAAACGUUUCGCCUACACAGUAGGCUUCUUCAGUCGAGUACAGAAAAGUUGAUAGAAGCAGAAGAUACUUGAAGACGAUGUAAGGCUAUAUAAGGCUCCAUCCUGUCACUUCAUCUCCAUAUUGUUUCAUACUAUGGAACAAUGCUCUUCUCCAGACUGAGGGACUGACCACCUCAAAACUUUAAGGGUGAUGGACUGAUUACAUCGUCUUCAAGUAUCUUCUGCUUCUAUCAACUUUUCUGUACUCGACUGAAGAAGCCUACUGUGUAGGCGAAAAGUUUCGAAAUAAAGAUACCUAACUGUUGCAUAUGUGUCUUACCUAACAACCUGUCGGUAUUUUAUACCAUUUUAAUGUUCAAGCAUGAGCGUGUUAAAUAGGAGUGAAUGGAGACAAAUGGCUUUCGGGACUUGACGUGCUGUUGGAGUGUGGGCAAAGUAACAUUCAUGAAGAGAUUCAGGGAAACUGGCAGGUCGAACUUGAGUCCUGGAGAUGGGAAGUACAGUGUCUGCACUCUGAAGGAGGGAUGUUAAUGUUGCAGUAUUGUAACUAGUGUAAGCGCGGCUCUGGCAAAACAGUGAUGGAGUGAAUGAUGAUGAAAGUUUUUCUUUUUCGUGCCACCCUGCCUUGGUGGGAAGCGGCGUAUGUGUAAUAAAAAAAAUGAAGGAUAGUCAUUAUAAUUAUGAGCAAACAUGCGUAAGGAGCCACCGCCAAACAUGCGUAAGGAGCCACCGCCAAACAUGCGUAAGGAGCCACCGCCAAACUAGCCUGUGGUGCCUCAAGUGGCUAUUUUGAAACUGUCAUUACCGCUGCCACUGCAAGCUGGCAGGUUUUAAAUAGAUCACAUUUUGUUAUUGUGAUGGAACUUGUGAUGUGUAGUAGUGGUUUUACUGGAUGUCCCAUCAGUUGUGUAUUAUGUUUCCAAAAUCCUAUGUUUUGUUCUGGUUUUAUAUCAAAAGUAUUAUUGUAGGGUCUGGUGGCCUGUUUAAGUUUAAUAUGUUUAUUAUGCACCCCGCCCCAUCCUGUGGGCGGUAGUCAAAAGAUUACAGAGGUACAUAAUGGGUCCAGGGACUGGGCCCCCAAAGUUUUGAUAGCUGAACUAGGUACAACGGUAAUGGGCUCACAAGUUACAAAGGUAAUGAAUUAUGUAAGUAAGUAAAUUUACUUACUUACGUUUAUACAUGACUACAAUCAUGAACAAAUUAUAGAGUAAUAAACAAUUUACAUGUCCACACCCGGUCACAACUGUAAUGAGUUAUUAGUGCAAAUAUGUAUUUGCCAUAACUGAGACGUGGUUUAAUUUAAAAAAUCGGGACAUGCCUGCAGAAUGUCGCAUUCAGGGUUUUAAAUUGUUCCAAG
Messenger RNA from Cherax quadricarinatus, 6896 nucleotides. The record is from RefSeq and is a predicted model, not a curated record. Lineage: Eukaryota; Metazoa; Arthropoda; Malacostraca; Decapoda; Parastacidae.